CAGUUUUAUUGUUUUGAUUUCACAGGCUCUUUUUGUGUGACUCGUAGCUCGCGUGUCGACGGAACGGAUAUUUUGAAAUUAGCAGUUUUCUUGAGUGUUUACUCACAAGCGUACGGACGAUGUAAAUAAAUGACCGUGUCGAUCUGAUACCGGCGUUGCUGUUGACAAAGAUGCUUUCUCCGAGAUAAGCUAACGUUAGCUGUACGGCUAACGCAACGUACGUAGCUUUGGUAACAACAUGACGGUGAUGAGGAGCGGUGUGUAGGAGCGACCGAGCUCACAUCGGAUCGCGCCGAUUUCCUGCUUGUGAGUGACUGAUUUCCAGGAUUAUCCCGUCUUUGUGUCUGGAUAGCUAAAAAAAAACACCCGGCUUUUCCAAGCAAGCAAACAGAACUGUUUACAUUUAACCGACGAGUUAUCUUCAAAGAGUGUUGGACAUUUGCGCCACUUUCUUUCAAUGGGUGAGGAAAAGCCGGACACGCUGGACUUUGUGAAGGAUUUCCAGGAGUAUCUGAGCCAGCAGACUCAACAUGUCAACAUGAUAUCAGGCUCUGUCAGCGGCGUCAAGGAGGCGGACGAGCUGCCGGCAGCAGACUGCAGUCAGAAUGGACUGGAUCACCCCUCCGUAGACAUGUCACUGGAGGACAGCUCAGGGAUCCUUGUGGAUGGUUUUGAGAGAACCUAUGAUGGCAAGCUGAAGUGCCGCUACUGCAACUAUGCCACCAGAGGCACAGCACGACUAAUUGAGCACAUCCGAAUUCACACAGGAGAGAAGCCGCACCGCUGCCACCUCUGCCCAUUUGCUUCGGCCUACGAACGCCACCUGGAGGCCCACAUGCGAUCACACACAGGCGAGAAGCCUUACAAGUGUGAGCUGUGCUCCUUCCGCUGCAGCGACCGUAGCAACUUGUCGCACCAUCGCCGCAGGCGCCACAAACUCCUCCCAAUGAAAGGUGCACGCUCACUUUCCCACAAGAAGAUGCUGAGUGUUUUACAGAAGAAGGCCAGCUCACUGGGCUAUGGCCGUCGGCUCCUCAUCAACUUCAGCCCCCCUUCUAUGGUGGUUCACAAGGCUGACAACGUGAAUGACUUCUCCCAUGAGCUGCCCCACUUACGUCAGGAGACCUAUGAAAAUCAGAAUCGGGCAGUCGAGGAUGGGCUCUCCACAAAUCAAAAUCACCAUCAUCACGAUAUGGUCAUGGAUAACCCCCUGAACCAGCUGUCCACCCUGGCAGGCCAGUUGGCCAGCCUCCCUUCAGAGUCGCAGGCCCAGACUCAACCUCCCAUGUCUCCUGGAGCAGAAUCUAUCGUUGAUGAGAAGCCCUUCCUCAUCCAGCAGCCUCACCCUGCCACAGCUCCUGUGGCUGUUACAGCCAGCAUGGCCCAUGCCUCCUCUUCUUCCCCGAUCACCCCAGAGCCCCGGGCUCCUCCCCACAGCAAUUGCAGCCCUGGAGGGGGACCCAGCAGCGACCACAGUGGGCGCACCAGUACCCCUAGUAUCUCCAACAGCCAACCCAGUACGCCAGCUCCAGGCCUGUCCGCCCCACUCCAAGACCCCCACAUGCUGCAUCACUGCCAGCACUGUGACAUCUACUUCCCUGACAACAUCCUCUACACCAUCCACAUGGGCUGCCACGGCUACGAGAACCCAUUCCAGUGCAACAUCUGCGGCUACAAGUGCAAGAGCAAGUACGACUUUGCGUGCCACUUUGCCCGCGGGCAGCACAAGUAAUGGAUGAAUGCGGAAAACUUUGAAUGAACUUUUAAUGGACAGCUUUGUUUUUAUUAAUUCCAUAGCAAUUUUUAUUUAUUGGUCUUUUACUUGGCCUUGAUGUAGCGUAGCCUUUGAAAGUUGUAUACAUUUUGUAUAAUUCAAGGUGCCCAUUCAAGUGUAUUAUAAAGGGAUGAUCAGUGUUUUCGACAGGUUGAGAAUUUAUUUGUGGUGGUGGAGGGAGUCACAUUCAUGUGAUGUUAACAAUCAGAGAAACAACUUCCCCACUCGACCAAACUAAUUCAACUUAGUGAAAUAAGUUAACAAAUUCACAGCAUUCCUUGAAGUUUAUGCAUCAUAUGAGACUGAGGUAAAUGAAAACCAACUCUAAUGUUGCAUAUACUUGAUUUGAAAAAUAGGAUGGUCAAACACGGUGCUGAUCCUUUCCAAUCCCUUUCGUGUGAUACCAAUAAUGCUAAGGGCAGACUCCAUCUUUUGAGGGACCCAUAUACAUAUGCAGUUGCUAGAUGUGCAUGUUUUUGUUGACUCUGAACACCCCUCUGAAAAUAACAUCAUCUGACUGUAGCUCACCCGUGCCUGUCAAGAGGCCAAAGGGGGGAGGGUCUACUCACACAACAAAUUUGCUCUCGCUCUCAGCAAAAUGUUCUUUUAGAAAAAUAUAAACUGCAAAGAAGAAACAAAAGUUUUUUGUUUUUGUUUUUUUUUGCAGGGCACAUCUGACUGAGCCGCCCAAAUAAAUUCUCAACACUCCAGGAGCUAUAAAGAUUUCUCUAAUGAUACUCACAUGAGUCAAACUGUUGGCCUUGAGUGAUCUUACUUAAGCCUUGUUGAAAUUAUUUCAGUGCUUGGUGCAUUACUACUAUUUCUUUGCAGUGCCUGACAUAGUCACUUUCUUGUGUGUCCAAGAUAAAGAGGACUGUUACUUUGAAGAUUAAUAUUAUCACAAUUAUUCUCUUAUUACUGUAAUGGAUCGGCCCAGAACCUUAGAAACAUUUUUUGGCCAUUGGAGAUUUCUAUGGUAGCCAUGUUUUUGUUUUGUUUUGUUUUUGCCAAAAUUCUUCUUCAUGAAUGCUGCUAAGAAACUUUGAAAUCAAUGCCUAUGUACUAAAUAGAUGGCAUUCACAAUACAUCCUGGCCAAACAUUGCGUCAGUGGUUUUGGUCAGCCAGGUAAGUUGUUCAGAUUUUGUUGAAGUUGUGUUGUUUUGAGGUUCCUCCACACAGUGCCCUUCUUUAACCAGCAUCAUGGUAACUUCUCUCACUUUCUGAAAAGGGUUUUUCCACAUCCUUUCAGUUACAUCAUGUCACAUUCUGAUCUUUUGAUAUUGUACAAAGUCACUUUGAUAUUCAGUAUCUCCGUGUUUAGGACAGAAUCACCAAGUCUUGUGUCUCAUGUGAACACUUUUUCAGGAUUGCCACGUAGCACUGGGGAUGCCACGUUUUAGCCUUUGUGAUAACACACUGAGAUUCCCCAUUUACCACAUGGAUCCCAGUGCUUUUCUGAAUAUUUACUGAGUAUUGUAUUCUGAGUGGUUGGAUAGAUGUUCAGUGUCAAAAAAGCAAAAUCAUGUUGCACUAAGGCCACAACUUUAGCGGGAUUGUUCUUUGUCUUGGGUACUGUUGUCUGUUGCUUAGCAACAUGUGUGGAGAACAUAGUUACUGUUUUUAGGACCACCUCUUUGUCACCAUGCUCACCAGUAAUAGGGGCAUCCAGUAAUGACUGCCUUAUGUUCUCUCAGUGUGUCGUAAGUUCAUAGGUAAUGGUGAAUGUUGAAGCCCUUUGGCGAUCACUCUCUCCCUCUGGGAUGGCAAAUCAUUUUAUUGUGAGAUGGAUUAAUCUAACUAAUUUAUAAGUAAAGUGUUUUCUAACUGCA
Toxotes jaculatrix (banded archerfish) is the source of this 3604-nucleotide messenger RNA. It is a transcript of the gene ikzf5, whose product is annotated as IKAROS family zinc finger 5. The transcript has 4 exons. Gene Ontology annotation, cellular component: nucleus. The record is from RefSeq and is a predicted model, not a curated record. Lineage: Eukaryota; Metazoa; Chordata; Actinopteri; Toxotidae. Bases 458 to 1732 code for a protein of 424 amino acids. Gene Ontology annotation, molecular function: RNA polymerase II cis-regulatory region sequence-specific DNA binding; DNA-binding transcription activator activity, RNA polymerase II-specific. Gene Ontology annotation, biological process: regulation of transcription by RNA polymerase II.